GAAGUGUUAAACGAGUUUGCUGUGAGCACUUUCUGCAACCACAUGCAUUUGGGUAGCCUUUGCUAUCUAAGGUCAGGUUUCACAUGCUCUCCAUUCAUUGCCUGCUUUGGGAGAAGGUAAAAAGGAUAUAUUUUGAAUGGCACUCGCUUUUGUCUAAUAAUGUGCAUGAACUGAGCACAGCAGAAUUUUGUAAAAUUGUGUUGCUACGACAUCAGCAUUUACGAGCAACUAUUUUUCAUCAUGGAGAAACACUUGGCAUUUUUAUUUCUCAUAUCGUCUUUAAUUACAAAUACCAUCACUUUAAUGAAAACAGCUGAACAGGCAAAGAACAAAUGUGACGAGAAGGCACUUGUUACCACAAAAACCAAAUGCAGGUCUUGUUCCCUCAACUAUGAAAUCAGUUGUCCUGAAGGUUAUACCAAAAUCACCAAUAGUUCUGGGAUACGUGACUGCAGGUACUACCUUGAAAUCAGGAGUUUUACCCUCUCCCUCCCUGGAUGCCGGCACUUAUGCAUGAGGGAAUUCCAGCAGUCGCAAUGUUGCCAAGGAUAUUGGGGGCCCGAAUGCCUAGAAUGUCCUGGUGGAGCAGCAUUGCCCUGUAAUAACAAGGGGCGUUGUUUUCAAGGUGUUAUCGGAAACGGAACCUGCACCUGCAAGAAAGGCUUUGGUGGAACUGCCUGCGAAAAAUGUGCAGAAGACAAUCUCUAUGGACCUAAUUGUACCUCAGUAUGCAGCUGCAUUCAUGGAAUAUGCAACAGUGGGAUAACUGGAGAUGGAAAAUGCACAUGUUUGUCUGGAUACAAAGGUCCUAGCUGUGACCAACCAAUCCCCGAAUGCCAAGCCUUGCGCUGCCCAGAAAACUCCAGGUGCUCCCUCUCCAGUAGAGAUGAAAGCCAAAUGGAAUGCAAAUGCCUCCCCAACUAUGAAGGAGAUGGCAAACAGUGUGAACCCAUCAACCCAUGCUCAAAGCAGGUUUGUGAUCCUCAUGCCGAUUGCCUCUACCUUGGACCCAAUCGUCACAAAUGUACAUGCCAGUAUGGUUACACGGGAGAUGGCGAAGUUUGCAUACCAAUAGAUCCUUGCCAGACAAACUUUGGGGAUUGCCCCACCGAGUCUACUGUCUGCAAAUAUGAUGGCCCUGGAAAGUCCCACUGCGAAUGCAAAGAACAUUUCAGAAAGUUUGUACCUGGACUUGGGUGCAGUAUGACGGAUAUCUGUGCAACUCACAACCCCUGCCAUAAAUAUGCUGAAUGCAGAAUGGCUGCACCAGGACAAACUCAAUGUACAUGCCAAAAGGGUUAUGAAGGUGAUGGAUAUAUUUGCCACGGAAACAUCAUGGACCAGAUUAGAGACAUGAACACCAAACCUGGAGGGCAGUGGCAAGGAAAACUAAUAUCUGCUAUAGAACUCUUUGAAAAUGCCUACGAAUGGCCGCUGAAUACUUUGGGACCAUUUACAGUUCUUGUUCCAACAAGCAAGGGGUUCAAAGGAGUAAACGUUAAAGACAUUCUUUCUAAUAAAGAGAGUGCCCAGUAUUUUGUGAAGCUCCACAUACUUGCUGGUCAGCUGGAUCUGAAUGGGUUGAAUAGUACAAGUACAGUUUAUACUCUCACUGGCAAACCAGCUGUCAUAUUAAAUGAUGAAAAGGACAAUCUACUUAGAAUAAGAUUACAGGGAGGGAAGAAGAAAGUGAAAAUCUUACAAGCAGAUAUUGUCGCUUCCAAUGGAAUUGUGCACAUUGUUGAUAGAGCCCUGGACAAUACAGAACCAAGCUUUGAAAGUGAUAAAGAGAGAUCUAUAAUGGCAUUGCUUCAGGACAAAGUGAGAUACAGCAGAUUUAGAUCCAUACUAGAGAACAGCAUUGUGGGACCAAUGUUAGAUAUACAUCCAGGACCUAAUACAAUUUUCAUUCCAACCAACGAUGCUUGGAAGAGCUUGAAAGAUGGAGAACUGGACUACCUGUUGUCAAGUAAGGGUUCACGAAAGCUUCGCGAGCUAGUUCAGUAUCACAUUGUUCCUCACACCCAGCUGGAGGUAGCCAGCCUUAUCUCAAUAGGGCACAUCAAGACUAUGGCUCAACAGUUCAUCUAUUUUAACGUCACCAAUAGUGGACAAAUCCUGGCGAAUGGCGAACCUAUAGAAGAUGCAGACAUUGUUGCAAAAAAUGGCCGAAUUUACACACUUUCUGGCGUUCUCAUACCACCUUCCAUAAUCCCAAUUCUGCCACACAGAUGUGAUGAAGAGAGAAUUGAAAUUAAGAUGGGUACCUGUGGAAAAUGCCCAGCACUACACAGGAAUAGUUGUCCAGAAAAUUCAAAACCUGUUGCUUUCACAAGGAAUCGAUGCAUUUACCAUGAACAGACCUUUCUCAGAUAUGGGUGUGCUAAAUACUGCAAUGUAACAAAAAAGGAGCCAAAGUGUUGCAAAGGAUUCUUUGGCCCAGAUUGCAAUCAGUGCCCUGGUGGCUUUUCCAAUCCCUGCUCAGGAAAUGGACAGUGUAUGGAUGGCAUGAAAGGCAAUGGGACUUGUGUUUGUGAUAGGAAAUUUGAAGGAUCACACUGCCAGUUCUGUUCAAACCCAAACAAAUAUGGACCACACUGUGACAAAAAAUGUAUGUGUGUUUAUGGUAAGUGUGACAACCAAAUAGACAGUGAUGGGAUCUGCCUUGCUGGUUCAUGCAAAAGUGGAUAUGCUGGAAAAUUAUGUGACACACAGGUGUUUCCAUGCGGGACUUUUCUUCAGUUCUGCCAUGCACAUGCCGAUUGCCAGUUUACCAAUGGUGCUAUGAGCUGCAUUUGUAAGCCGGGAUACGAAGGAGAUGGAAUAAUUUGCAGCGAAGUAGAUCCUUGUGCUAAUUUAAUUCCACACAGCUGCAAUGCUAAUGCAGAAUGUGUUAAGACUGGCCCUGGGACCCAUGAGUGCGUGUGCCAGCCAGGAUGGACAGGAAAUGGCAAAGACUGUUCAGAAAUCAACAACUGUCUGUUGCCAAAUUUUGGAGGGUGUCAUAGUAAUGCUACUUGCCUAUAUAUAGGUCCUGGUCAGAAUGAUUGUGAAUGUAAGGAGGGAUUUCGAGGAAAUGGAUAUGAAUGUGAACUGAUAAACUCUUGUUCAGAACAAAAUGGAAAGUGCCAUCCACUGGCUGCUUGUCAGUUCACAUCUUCUGGAGUCUGGGAAUGUGUAUGUUCAAAGGGCUACGAGGGAGACGGCAGCAUAUGCUAUGGAAAUGCAGCGGAGGAAUUGUCUUCUCUGUCGGAAGCAGCUGGAUUUAAUGAGUGGGUUGGUGCAGCUGGAGUGAAGACAUUACUGGCAGAUGCAGCAAAUCUAACCCUCCUUGUGCCUUCUCAGCAAGCAAUUCAAAACAUGGACCAAGAGGAGAGAAAUUUCUGGAUGUCAAAAAACAACAUCCAAACUCUAAUAAAGCACCAUGUAUUACAGGGAGCAUACACAGUUUCUGACCUCCAAACCUUGUCGUCAUCCAAUGGGCUGGCAACAUCUCUGCUUGGAAACUUCCUGGCUUUGUCCAAAGAAAGUGGAAAUUUUUCUGUUGAUGGAGCCAACAUCGUAGCAGGUGAUAUUGCAGCAACAAAUGGGAUUAUACAUGUAAUUGAUAAGGUUCUGACACCCCUUCGGGGAGUCAGUGGCACAUUGCCCAAACUGCUUGCCCGCUUAGAACAGAUGCCAGAUUACUCCAUUUUCAGGGGUUACGUUAUUCAGUAUAAUCUGGCAAGUGAAAUAGAAGCUGCUACCACUUAUACCAUUUUUGCCCCAAGCAACAGUGCCAUUGAAACCUACCUCAAGAACAAACAGUUAACCUCCCUGGAUGAAAACCAGAUCCGAUACCAUGUUAUUUUAGAGGAGAAGCUGCUGAAGAAUGACAUGCAUAAUGGGAUGUUCAAGGAAACCAUGCUUGGAUUGUCCUUUAGAGUGGGAUUCAUCAUUCAUGAUGGCCAGCUCUACAUAAAUGAGGCGCCCUUAAGUUACCCAAAUGUUGCAACCGAUAAAGGAAUAAUUCAUGGACUGGAAAGGGUAAUGGAAAUCCAGAAGAACAGAUGUGAUAGCAACAAUACUGUGAUAGUACCUGGAAAGUGUUUGUCGUGCUUGGCCGUACCUAGCUGUCCUAUUGGAACUACACCACUGAAAUACAAGAAAGUGAGCUGCUUGUAUCUCCAUUCCGAAAGAUUCUCCCUUCGCUACGGAUGCCAGCCAAAAUGCAGUAAAAGCACAAUUACCAGGGAGUGUUGUGCGGGCUUCUAUGGCCCUCAGUGCGAGCCUUGUCCAGGACUGACUGGAAACACUUGCUUUGGAAAUGGAAUUUGCUUAGAUGGCCUCAAUGGCAAUGGUACUUGUGAGUGUGAAGCAGGAUUCGAGGGAGUAGCCUGUGAAAAAUGUAUCAAGGGCAAAUAUGGCACCGGCUGUGAUCAAGAGUGUCCUUGCAUCCAUGGGAAAUGCAACGAUGAUAUUAAAGGCGAUGGCUCUUGCGAAUGUGAUGUUGGCUGGAGAGGUGUGAAAUGCGACGAAGAAAUCAAAGAUGAUAAAUGCAACCGUAGCUGCCACACCAGUGCCAACUGCCUUCUCAAUUCCUAUGGCAGAGCAUACUGCAAGUGUGCAGCAGGGUUUAAAGGGAACGGGACAUAUUGUACAGCUAUCAAUGCAUGCGAAACCAGCAAUGGAGGUUGUUCUCUCAAAGCAGAAUGCAGACGCACCACUCCAGGAAACAGAGUGUGUCUUUGCAAUGCAGGUUACACUGGAGAUGGGAUCGUCUGCUUUGAAAUCAAUCCCUGUGUGGAGAAUAAUGGUGGGUGUGAUAAAAAUGCAGAGUGCACUCACACUGGACCCAAUCAGGCAGCGUGUAAUUGUUUAAAAGGAUAUUCUGGCAAUGGCAAAUCAUGCACCUACAUCAGUCUCUGUUCAUUUGAUAAUGGUGGCUGUUCGCAAAAUGCCAUCUGCAAUGAUACUGAAUACUCAGAAAGGACCUGUACCUGUCGACUCAGUUACGUUGGAGAUGGAUUUACUUGCAGAGGCAGUAUAUUUCCGGAACUUGCAGCAGAUUACAACACUACUCGGUUUAAGGGAUAUCUAACGGACUCUAACAUCAAUGACAUUGUCGGAGCCGGCCCAUUCACUGUUUUUGCACCAAUCAACCAAGCAUAUCUAACCACACCAAAAGUUCAGGACUGGAGUCUCAAAGGUUGGAUGCCCCAGAUUCUUCGCUAUCAUAUUGUAGGCUGUACAGCGCUGCUCUCUAGUGAUAUGACAUCUGAUAAAACUGUCACCACUCUCCAUGGAGAUCAGCUCAAGAUCACAUUCUCACAGAAUUCAGUUUUUUUGAAUGGAGACGCUAAGAUUUUAACCAGUGAUUUAAUCUGCACAAAUGGGGUAAUACAUCUCAUAGACAAGGCCUUGUUUCCACAAAGGAUUCAAGAGUUCCCUCCUGGACAACCAAAAACUCAAAGGGAAAACCUCAAAGUGAUUGCAGCAAAAAAUGGGUACAUCAUGUUCUACAAUUUGCUAGAGAGUUCAGGACUGAUGGGUCUCAUUAACGAUCCUCUUCAUCAACCAGUCACCUUGUUUUGGCCCUCUGACAAAGUAAUCAGGGCUCUGCCAAAGGACCAGCAGGAUUCAUUGUUUAAAAUGUCAAACAAGGAGAAACUGCUUCAGUAUUUGAAAUUCCACGUUAUUGGAAGUGCUAAGAUUUUAGCCUGUGACCUCCCUAGCUCUACUUCACUGAAGACUCUUCAAGGUUCUGAUCUCAGUGUGAUAUGUGGCAAUGAUGACAGCAAUACUGGUGACCUGUUCCUCAAUGAAAGAAGGUGUAAGAUUGUACAAAGGCAUAUUGAGUUUGAUGGUGGCAUCGCUUAUGGUAUUGACUGCAUGUUAACAGAUCCUGUCCUUGGAGGUCGAUGUGACACCUUUAUCUCUUCUAAUAUUCCGGGAGACUGCACUGCUUGUUACAUAACUCCUCGGUGCCCUGCUGGAUCUAAAGUGACGGGAGAGGUGAAGAGAUGUAUUUACACUCUCAACCACAGGACCUUGAAGGGGUGUCAGAAGGAUUGUUCUAUGAUGGUCAGGAUACCACACUGUUGCAAGGGCUACUUUGGGAAUGAAUGUCAAGCCUGCCCAGGAGGGUCAGAAACUCCAUGUAAUAACCGUGGUUCAUGUGAUGAAGAAUAUGCUGGCACAGGAGAAUGUACAUGCAAUGCUGGCUUCAAUGGGACUUCAUGUGAGCUCUGUAUGCCAGGAAGAUACGGCUUGGAUUGCAAAUCCUGUGAGUGCACAUCACAUGGACAGUGCGAUGAAGGAAUUUAUGGAUCAGGACAGUGCUUCUGUGAAACUGGAUGGACUGGACAGCUCUGUGAAACCAAAAUCGCUUUAACUCCUGAGUGUUCACCCAACUGUUCCAUUAAUGCUGUUUGCCAAGAGCAAAACAUCUGCCAGUGCAAACCAUACUAUAAUGGAGAUGGAAUCACGUGUACAGCUGAGGAUCUUUGUAAGAAAAGCAACGGUGGCUGCCAUAAGAAAGCAAAAUGUGUACAAACUGGUGUGCAAGUCAAUUGCACAUGUCAGAUAGGAUACAAAGGGGAUGGGCACACCUGCAUGGCUAUCAACCCUUGCACCGAUGGGUUUAAUGGUGGUUGCCAUGAACAUGCAAUUUGCACCAAGACGGGACCUGAUAAGCGCACGUGUCAAUGCAAAGAUAACUACAUUGGCGAUGGAAUUGAUUGUGAGGUGAAACAGCUACCGGUAGACAGAUGUUUGCAAGAUAACGGGCAAUGCCAUGCCGAUGCUAACUGUGCCGAUCUCCAUUUCCAAGAUACUACUGUUGGAGUUUUUCAUGUAAGUUCUCCAAAUGGUAAAUAUAAAAUGACUUACGACACAGCAAAUAAGACCUGUGCAGACGAAGGAGCAACAAUGGCUACUUACACUCAGCUUGUCUAUUCACAACAGGCAAAGUAUCAUCUAUGUGCUGCUGGCUGGCUGGCGAAUGGAAGAGUAGCCUAUCCGACUGCCUUCUCUGCCCCCAGAUGUGGUGGAGGAGUUGUUGGGAUUAUCGACUACGGGUACAGAGUCAACAUGAGUGAAACAUGGGAUGUCUACUGUUACAGAGUCAAAGAUGUCAACUGCACCUGUAAAAUUGGUUAUGUGGGUGAUGGAUUUACAUGUAGUGGGAAUCUGCUUCAAGUCCUCACUUCUUUGUCAAAAUUUACAAACUUUGUCUCAAGAAUACUGACUUACUCAAACACAUCAAAGCAAGGCCAAGAGUUCCUGAAAUACAUCACAAAUUUAUCCACUCACGCAACACUGUUUGUACCAGGCAAUGACGGGCUGAAGGAAAAUGAGACACUUUCCGGAAGAGACAUUGAAUAUCAUUUAUCCAACACUGGUGCGUUCUAUUAUGAAGAUUUGACCAAUGGAAGUACCCUUCAAACCAGAAUAGGGGAAAAACUGUUAAUUACACACACUGGAGGCCAGAUUUCUGCAGCUAAAGAGGUGGAAAAACGGUAUGUGGCUGGGCAAGCUAUCCUCGAAUGGGACAUCGUUGCUUCCAAUGGGGUCAUCCAUGUCAUCACAGCACCUCUGAAGGUUCCUCCUGUGCCCCAUGCCUCUCUACAUCCCGGAAUUGGAAUAUUCUUUGCAGUCCUCCUGGUCAUAGGAAUCAUUGCUCUAAUCGGAUAUUCAUACUUCAGAUUUAAGCAGGGAACAGUUCGUUUCCCAUAUUUCAAGCAAAAGGAUGAUAUUGAUGUAACCACACUGGACAGAGCACCGUCUUCAAACAUCUCAAACCCUAACUAUGAAAGCUCCACAACUUCAGCACCAGACUCUUCUUAUGAUCCAUUUUCUGUUUCUGAUGAACAACAACUGGUGAGCAGUGGUCCCCAGGAUGAGAUCUGAUGCCUGAAUGUGGAGAUAAAAUGAGCAACUUUUCAGCUGAAGCAAUGUGAAGAUACAAGGAAAUGCCAAGAAUUGUCUGGCUUUAGGGAGGGACGUUUGAAGACUAUGGUAAAUUCUCAGCAAAGUUGCUGAAGGCAGUUCGGUUUCUUUCAACACUGUUUUACUAUUAUAUUGUACAGUUCCUACUUUCCCGACAUCCAGUUGUUCUUCAGGGUUUUCUACUGUUCUGCUUUUAACUCAUAAUUUUCAUGGGGAAAGGAGUGUUCCUUACUAUAUGCUGCAGAUAUAGUUAGCUAUACAUUUAAAAAACAAAAUAAUGCAUAAUAAAGAGUGAACAUGG
Molecule: messenger RNA, 8230 nt
Organism: Podarcis raffonei (Aeolian wall lizard)
Lineage: Eukaryota; Metazoa; Chordata; Lepidosauria; Squamata; Lacertidae
Gene: STAB2
Product: stabilin 2
Exons: 69
Coding region: 241-7890 (2549 amino acids)
Biological process (GO): cell adhesion
Molecular function (GO): calcium ion binding; hyaluronic acid binding
Source: RefSeq, a predicted model, not a curated record